AUGAGCUUGUUCCUUAAUUUACUUAUUUUGAUUGAUGCAGCAAGUGUUGCUUUUCUCUCAGUAACAUUUAUUAUGAUCAAUUUAAAUGAAGAAAUUUUGUUAAACCAAACGCACCGAGAAAAUGGGAAAAAAGCAUUGAUUGUAGCAAUAUUGUUUUAUGCAGGUUUUUUAAUUUUACUAUUUACAUACAAAGCCUACAAAAGCAAGCGUAAGUUGUAUAACAACUUUUUCAUGAAGAAGAGAAAUGCUCCAAGGUAUGUUCAGCUCUCCAGCACUUAUUUUUCGUCAACAGAUGAGUACGAGCAGUAUGAACUAAGUAAAAUAUAG
Molecule: messenger RNA, 327 nt
Organism: Plasmodium gonderi
Lineage: Eukaryota; Apicomplexa; Aconoidasida; Haemosporida; Plasmodiidae
Exons: 1
Coding region: 1-327 (108 amino acids)
Source: RefSeq, a predicted model, not a curated record